This is a messenger RNA of Coffea eugenioides, 599 nucleotides long. RefSeq names its product biotin synthase, mitochondrial-like. Gene Ontology annotation, molecular function: biotin synthase activity; 2 iron, 2 sulfur cluster binding. Gene Ontology annotation, cellular component: mitochondrion. The coding region runs from base 165 to 599 and encodes 144 amino acids. The transcript is spliced from 3 exons. NCBI's taxonomy places the organism in Eukaryota, Viridiplantae, Streptophyta, Magnoliopsida, Gentianales, Rubiaceae. Gene Ontology annotation, biological process: biotin biosynthetic process. The record is from RefSeq and is a predicted model, not a curated record.
UCUAUUAGGCAAACCAAAGAAUUGCAAUGUCUUGGGACUGGAAUUCAUAGAAUUUCAAUUCUACAAGAAUACAAUUCCAACUCCAUAGCUUCUAAGGCAAAUGUAAUUAAAACCGGUUCAUUUAUUCAGCAGAGUUACACACAGAAAGUGUGCGCUCGGCAACGAUGAUUAGCAAAAUAAGGUUGAUCGGACGGCCACUUUCGGCAGCGGUUCUGGCGCAGCCACAGCUGCCGACGUAUUCCAAUUGUUACUCCACAUUAGUGUCCCCGUCAGCGACAACCGCAUCAUCAUCUGCUGCUGCUAUUGAAGCUGAGAGAAGCAUAAGGGAUGGACCUAGAAACGAUUGGUCUCGGGAUGAAAUUAAAUCCAUCUACGAUUCUCCUCUUCUCGAUCUCCUCUUUCAUGGCGCUCAAGUUCAUAGACAUGCUCAAAACUUUAGAGAAGUGCAGCAGUGUACUCUUUUGUCUAUAAAGACCGGAGGCUGCAGUGAAGAUUGCUCAUAUUGCCCUCAAUCAUCUAGAUAUGAUACUGGACUCAAAGCUCAGAAGCUUAUGAACAAGGAUGCUGUUUUGGAGGCAGCUACAAAGGUCCAUAAAUGA